Molecule: messenger RNA, 4695 nt
Organism: Angiostrongylus costaricensis
Lineage: Eukaryota; Metazoa; Nematoda; Chromadorea; Rhabditida; Metastrongylidae
Source: the annotation of a GenBank genome assembly
AUGCUACAUCUCAACGACAGAAAGGUGAGAUUAACCUGGGAUCGCCCACUACAUGUGAAUGGUCAUAGCAACUUUGGAGGCUACUACGUCUAUGUCGAAAAGCUGCUGAACGGCGAGCCAGUGAAUAGACGGCGUUCCAAAUACGACGUUAUAAAUGACCUCUCGAAACGUUAUUGGGAGAUCGAUAAGCUGGAGCCCAAUACGGAGUACGCAUUCCGAAUGAAUGCGUUUAACCGCAAUGGAGAUGGAGAGUAUACGGAAACGAAACGGAUAGUCACUGGAGGAAUUCGUGCGUUUUGUGCUCCUCCACAGCAACCUGAAAUCCAAUCUGUUGUCUUGCUCGGUGAUGAAGCACCACUAAGAGCCCGUGUUGAGUGGAAGAGACCCCAGCUGGCACCACUCGAAAGUCCUAUUGAUAGAUACAACCUAUGGUAUAAAGCCGAAGUGAUGGGACGCGUGUAUGAAAUCUUGCUGGGUGCUGAAAACGUAGAAGGCCAUAGUAAGAACGCCACGGAGCAACUGGUUACGCCCAUAGGGAAUCCAGAAGGAGAGCCGCUCAACGUACAAUACGAGAUAGUCAAUGGAAAGAUGCGGAUAUCUUGGGAACCGCCUGCCGAAGAUAGACGUAAUGGAAAUAUCGCCGCGUAUAAGGCCAUUUUGACACCGAUGGUUUCCGAUGGAGAGCGCAUCGAAAAGCAAGUGACGGACGGUUCGACUUCCGCGACAUUCGCCGUUGACGUACGGAAGGCGUACACGUUCAAAGUGGCAGCAGCGACUAUGAAGGGACUCGGUCCGUUCUCGCCUGUGCUCACCAUCAAUCCCGAUCCGGCUGCUAUGCGCGACUCUACUUCUGUCGAAGUGGCUAUGAAUGUUGACUCUGAAGAGACGGAAACCCCUGGCUCCAGCAGUAGCACUUUAGACAUCCUCGAUGGACAUAUUUCACCAAUGAUUUGUAAGGAUGGGAUCGUUAACAAUCUUGCGGAAUUGUUAAACUAUAUUGCUUCUGGAUGGAGAUAUCAUGUGUCAAAUACGGAUGGCGUGAAACAAGCAUGGUCCAAAUUCGACAAUGUCACUAACAAAAUUUGCAGCUUUAUGGCAGUGUGCUCAUCUGUCAGUGCACUCAAAGUGGAGCCGACGAUAAUGUCAGCACCGACGGCGGAAGGCGGCAUCUCCAGUGCAGAUGUGUUUGAUGCAAUCGUCAACCAGGCACCUGGUCCACUAGACGUUCCCUUAAUGAAGCACAUCUCCUUGCCUCACAUGGCAGAUUCGCUUAACGUGAUACCGCCAACGUCAUCCACAACUCAUCGUCCUGGGAUUGUAGACGUCACACUACCGUUUCCCUCUACUACAUGGUUUCUUUCGAAAAUAUUAACUAUUGUCGGACCGCCUACGAAUGUUCGUGUAGAAGCUACAUCGAACAGCUCAGCUGUGGUGCAGUGGGACUUUGAAAGUGGGCAGGUUGAUGGAUUUGUGGUGAAGUAUAUGCAUGAACCAGGAGGACGGUCGGAUUCUGAAAAAUGGACAGCCAGAACAGUGAUGAGUCCGAAUUCACGACAUCUCGAAGUGCCUCACCUCACUGCGCACAAGCCCUAUGCGUUCUGUGUCCUUGCCAUCAAAAAUAAUCGACAAGGUGCGUGUUCUGAUCCUCCAACUUUGCUGGAAAAACUUACCCCUACGUACAUGGUUCAAAAUCUCGUAGUCGAAUGGAAAACAAGUAAUUCGGUCAAGUUGAGAUGGGAAUAUAAUGGUCCUGCUCAUAUCGGCUUCUAUUUGAAUCACACCGGAAAGAAAGAGUAUUUUGAUCACACAUUGGCGAUGAAGAGUAUGACAACUCCAGGUUUCAAGCGUGAAUUGGACGAGGGCAGAGUGCGUACACUUCCUCCAGGUGGUCGGCAAUAUUGGCCAAAAGAAGUGGUGAUUGUGACUGACCCAACAGGCCCACCCUUUGUUUUUCCUCCGGAGAUUGAUGACCUUGUUACUAAUGGAAUAGGUGGGAAACAAGGCCAAAUUGUUAUUCGACUGAGACCAGCAUCUGAGGAAUAUGGUCCGAUAUCACAUUACUGGUUAAUUGUAGUUCCUGGAAAUUAUUCAAAGGAUGACAUGGUGAACAUGGGCCCUGUCGAACUCGAGGCGGCUACAAUUGCUCGACGAAAAACUCUAGAGAAACAAAUCAGUGUAUCACCAACUAUACGGGUGAAAAAAGCGGCCAGUGCACUGGAAAGAGGGUCGGUGGUAACUGAGCAUAGUCACCGUAUUCGAAAGCGUUACAAUGAUUUACCGACAACAGCCUAUAUAACAGCAAGAAUUGAGGCUGAGGAGAUGAGGAAAAUGUACACCGGGGACCGAUCUUUUAUUGUGGGCGAUGACAAGAUCUAUAAUGGUUUCAACAACUUCCCACUACAGCGAAGCACAAAAUAUCGGCUAAUGGUGCGUUCGUUCGCUAAAAUUGACGGAGGACGUAAGAAUGAGCGAGCUCCGAUGGGCGAGAAGUUGACUCGUUUAUACUCGGAUUCGGCUCUAACGGAGCCGUUUACCACAAGAGCCUCCCAAAGAACCAGUGCGAAAGCUGGAGGUGUUUGGUUGAUCGGUCCUCUAAUUGCGCUGCUUAUUAUUGCUAUCCUUAUCGGAAUGUGGCUUCGAUGUAAUAAAAAAUCGGCCGGUAGAGCACAUCGUCAUGAUUCCAUUACAAAGGUAGCCUUGACUGGCAACAUUAUGAAUGGUAUUCCUAGUGAAACUAGUAAACUGCUUUCCACAGACACUUUUGGCCGAACUGUAAUGAAUCCUUAUGAACAGAUGAACGGUCAUGGUAACACACAUAUGGAGUCGUCGGUAGACCUUUAUCCUUUGCCGCGAACUCAGUCUCGAACUGAUGUCGGAAAUUAUGCUCCGGUUCCUAUUCAGUUUUCUUGCCUUCCAUCGAGCGGUGGGAUACUAGGCAGCCAUCUCACCACUCAUCCAGCUAUUCCGAUUUCCGAGUUAGCGCACCAUAUUGAACAACUUCGCCUCAACAAUAAUGCAGGUUUCCAACAGGAGUUUGAAUCAAUAGAAACAGGUCAGCAGUUUACCUGGGAAAAUAGCAGUGCCGAAAUGAACAAGCACAAGAAUCGAUAUGCGAAUGUUGUUGCUUACGAUCACUCCCGAGUGGUACUCUCUACGAUAAAUGACAUUCCUGGAAGUGACUACAUCAAUGCCAACUACAUCGAUGGAUAUGAUAAGCCGAAGGCCUAUAUUGCCACCCAAGGACCGCUGCCGGAGACCUUUGAUGAUUUCUGGCGUAUGGUUUGGGAAGAAGGGACGUCGACAAUUGUUAUGUUAACGAAUUUAGAAGAACGUUCAAGAAUAAAAUGUGAUCAAUAUUGGCCGACCAGGGGUAGUUCGACAUAUGGCGAAGUCCAGGUUACACUCCUGGAGACUACUGUUCUCGCACACUACACUAUGAGAGCAUUUCGAAUACAAGUCGUUGGAGAAAUGGAAAUGCGAGAAAUUCGGCAUCUUCAGUACACAGCUUGGCCUGACCAUGGUGUGCCGGAUCAUCCAACUCCUUUCCUCAUCUUUCUGAAACGAGUAAAAACGCUCAACCCUCCGGACGCUGGACCAAUUAUUUCCCAUUGCAGCGCUGGCAUAGGUAGAACAGGAGCGUUUAUUGUGGUGGAUUGUAUGCUUGAGAGACUUCGAUAUGAAAACACCGUAGAUAUAUUUGGUUGUGUGACUUCUCUAAGGAGCCAGCGUUCAUAUAUGGUACAGACAGAAGAUCAGUAUGUGUUUAUCCACGAUGCCGUCCUUGACGCAGUGAAUAGCGGUUCAACCGAGGUGCCUAUAAUGAAGCUUAGACAGCAUGUCAUGGCUCUACAGCAAGUGGCGCCAAUGGAAGCUGCAGCUGGAAUGGAAUUGGAAUUCAGACAUCUCUCUGCAUUGAAAUGGGGAAAUUCGCGGUGUUCAAUCGCAAAUCUGACGGUUAAUCGCCACAAGAAUCGUCAUUUAGCUGUCGUUCCUUACGAUAGUAACAGAGUCGUUAUGCAACUCAUUCCUGGUGUGGAAGGAAGUGAUUACAUGAACGCCAGCUGGGUAGAUGGUUAUCGACAACGCUGCGCUUACAUCGCAACACAGGGACCAACCGAUCAAACUGUCGGUGAUUUCUGGCGAAUGAUCUGGGAGCACGACUGCGCUAUUGUAGUUAUGUUGACGAAAACAUGGGAAUUAGGGCGGGAAAAAUGCUGUGACUACUGGCCCCAGGAGACUGGUGCUCAAGUGGGACAGUUGGUCGUUGAGCCCAUCGCCGAAUAUAAUAUGAGAGAGUAUAUCCUAAGAGAGUUUCGACUCAAUGAUGUUCAAUCUGGUCUCUCUCGUACCGUUCGUCAUUUUCAAUACUCAGAAUGGCCAGAACAAGGUGCGCCGAAAUCUGCAGAGACGUUCUUGGAUUUUAUUCAACAGGUGCAUCGAACGAAGUCUCAAUUUGGUGUCGAUGGCCCCAUCGUGGUUCACUGCUCUUCGGGUGCUGGUCGAACAGGAGUAUUUAUCGCGUUAGCAAUAAUCAUCGAUAGGAUGCGAUUAGAACAUGUUGUAGACGUCUUUACAACGGUGAAAUUGUUGCGGACAGAACGUCAAAAUAUGGUACAGGACAAAGAUCAGUACUAUUUUCUGUAUAUGGCUGCUUUGGAAUUCCUUUCAUCCUACGAACAGUAUCCGUCCUCCUAG